Messenger RNA from Saccharomyces kudriavzevii IFO 1802, 1065 nucleotides. RefSeq names its product phospholipid-translocating ATPase RSB1 (gene RSB1). Bases 1 to 1065 code for a protein of 354 amino acids. Gene Ontology annotation, cellular component: plasma membrane; fungal-type vacuole. The record is from RefSeq and is a predicted model, not a curated record. NCBI's taxonomy places the organism in Eukaryota, Fungi, Ascomycota, Saccharomycetes, Saccharomycetales, Saccharomycetaceae. The transcript has a single exon.
AUGAUACCGAACCUCCGUUUCAACGUCGCAAUGAUCGUCAUUUGGGGAAUACUGCUGGCAAUACAUGUCGUACAAUUAAUCAUGCGCCAGUACUGGUUCUCGGUCGCCUUUAUAUGCACAGGUGUUUUGGAAGUACUUGGCUACAUAGGGAGGACGUGGUCGCACUCUAAUGUUGAUAACAUGGACGCUUUUCUUUUAAACAUGAUUUGCUUGACUAUAGCUCCUGUGUUCACCAUGGGUGGCAUAUAUUAUCAACUUGCAAAGCUUAUAGAAGUAUAUGGUCACAGGUUCUCAUUAUUGCCCUCUCCAAUGGCGUAUUCUUUUAUUUUCAUAUGUUCCGAUAUCGUAUCGUUAGUGGUACAAGCGGUGGGUGGUGGUCUUUGUGGUGUAGCGGUCACGGAUGGAACCUCGACAACGACCGGUAAUCAUGUUUUCAUUGCUGGUCUGGCCAUUCAAGUCGCAUCAAUGGGUAUUUUUCUUAUUUUAUGGUGCCAUUUCCUUUUCCGCAUAUAUAUAUCUGUAAGAUGGGAGCACAUCAAUGCUAAAUCCAUCUCAUUAAAUCUCUCAAAGAUACCUCAAACAGAGAUUGAUUAUCUAUACAGGGAAAAAUACCAUUUUUUGCGACUCGAACCUAAACGUUGGGUUUUCCAUUAUUUCAAUCUGGCACUUACUGUAGCGGUCAUAACCAUUUUCACUCGUUGCUGUUAUCGUUUGGCGGAACUAGUUGUCGGUUGGGACGGCUAUUUGAUUAUACACGAAUGGUACUUCAUAAUUCUGGAUGCAUUGAUGAUGGCCAUUGCUACAGUGACAUUGACAAUUUUCCAUCCAGGAUAUGCAUUUAAAGGUAGGAAUACUUCGAUUCCAAUCACACCUGGCCAUGUCGAUCCUGAAACACUGCCACAUGCGGACAAUACUGAAGAUAUUUUGGACACUUCCGACUCAAAGCAGUUUGAUGUUGAAAAAGAGGAGUUUCAGGCGAGUAUGAAGUAUCCAAUCAGCACUUUUAAACAAUUCAUGUCUAAAAUAGGGAACUUAUUCUCCUCCAAAAAGAAAGGAGAGGUUUAG